GAGACGAACCAGGAUGUAGGACGCUUGCAGUGGAAACACCAGCAACGAACGAGGGACAUUACGAUUAAAUGUGUCUUCUUGCUACAAAUAAGUAGAUUAAUGUGAACGUCACAGCUGAAUCUGACACGACUAAUGUUAUCACGAUGGAAGACUCUGUCAGAAUUGUUAUUUUUUCAGCCAUUUUUUUUGUGUCGGGGAUGAACUGCCAAGAAGCAGUCUUACACAUUUCAGAUGGAAAUCAACAAAUGGAAUACUGCAUUGUUUACAAUUCCUCUUGGACCCCUCUGCCACAAACACUUGAAGCUGCCGCGCGAUAUCCCCUGGUAAACAUGACCUCCACUGUGCUAUGUGAUGCCUCUGGGAUCAUUCCAGAGGCAGUCAGUGGAAAAGCGGUGGUGGUGAUGAGAGGAGACUGUGAUUUCAGCCAGAAAGCUGAGGUUGCCCAGAGUCUUGGUGCCACAACUUUACUCAUUGCAAGCAAUAAAACUCUGUUCACUCCAUCAGCCAAUGAAUCUGAAUAUGCAAAGGUCCAUAUUCCACUGGCUCUCAUGAGGUACAGGGACUUCCUGGAAGCACAGCAGAUGUUUGGUAAAGGAAUGCAGGCAAAGCUGUUUUCACCGGUACAAUCCAAGAUUGAUCCGAGUAUUGCGGUCAUGCUUCUGAUUGCCAUUACCACCGUUGCCUUGGGUGGCUACUGGAGUGGGGCUUGUGAGAGGAAUCGUUUGAAUGCUGGUGCAGAAGGUGGAGGAAGAAGCAACAGCAAAACAGACAGCGGAGAGGUUUUCCUCUACUCUCCUCUCAAAAUUAUCAUCUUCGUCGCUGUAAUGUGUGGCAUGCUUGUUCUCAUGUACUUCUUCUACAACAUUCUUGUGUACAUCAUAAUUGCUAUAUUUUGCCUGGCAUCUGCUACCGCAUUGUUUAGCUGUAUAGAUGCAGUGAUGGAGAAAAUAGGCUGUGGAACUGUGAGUUUCUCUGUUCGCAGUUGGAACCUGUCUGUGAGGUCAAUUGUACUGGCUGGAGUGUGCCUCAGCAUUGCUCUGGUUUGGGUAGUCUACAGGAAUGAAGAUAGAUGGAUCUGGAUCUUACAGGACCUUCUUGGAAUUGCCUUCUGUCUCAACUUCAUGAAGACCAUUUCGCUAUCCAAUUUCAAGAUAUGUCUGAUUCUACUGGGCCUCCUCCUUGUGUAUGAUGUCUUCUUUGUUUUCAUCACUCCUUUUUUCACCAAGAAUGGUGUUAGCAUUAUGGUGCAGGUUGCCCUAGGCCCUGAUGCCUCUGGAGAGAAGCUGCCAGUGGUGAUGCGUGUCCCACGGUUCUCAGCUUGGGCCCAGAACCUGUGUGGGAUGCAGUUUUCCAUUCUGGGUUAUGGAGAUAUCAUUGUGCCAGGUCUCCUGGUGGCCUAUUGCAGCAGGUUUGAUGUUUGGAUCAACAGCAGGAUGAAGAUCUACUUCACCAGCUGCUGCAUAGCCUAUCUGCUGGGAAUGAUAGUGACUUUUGCAGUGAUGCUGUUGUCAGGGAUGGGCCAGCCUGCUCUCCUCUACCUGGUGCCCUUCACCAUGAUAACCUCUGCCGUGGUGGCUGGGUGCAGAGGAGAGAUGAAACAGUUCUGGGCGGGGACCAGUUAUGAGGUUUUGGAUUCAUCCAGGGAGCCUUUGUUGCCAGAAGGAAGGACUGAACGCUGCAUAGAUGGAGAAACGUGCUGACUUGCAGUGUUGAUCACAGAACCAGCUGUUGGAGUGUGGUGGUUUUUGGAGGAAUAUAUUUUGAAUUUC
Thalassophryne amazonica is the source of this 1769-nucleotide messenger RNA. RefSeq lists its product as uncharacterized. Lineage: Eukaryota; Metazoa; Chordata; Actinopteri; Batrachoidiformes; Batrachoididae. Gene Ontology annotation, molecular function: aspartic endopeptidase activity, intramembrane cleaving. Gene Ontology annotation, biological process: membrane protein proteolysis. Gene Ontology annotation, cellular component: lysosomal membrane; lumenal side of endoplasmic reticulum membrane; cytoplasmic side of endoplasmic reticulum membrane. The record is from RefSeq and is a predicted model, not a curated record. The transcript has 16 exons. Bases 144 to 1700 code for a protein of 518 amino acids.